Paramisgurnus dabryanus is the source of this 1735-nucleotide messenger RNA. Its product is annotated as adenosine receptor A1-like. Lineage: Eukaryota; Metazoa; Chordata; Actinopteri; Cypriniformes; Cobitidae. Gene Ontology annotation, molecular function: G protein-coupled adenosine receptor activity. The record is from RefSeq and is a predicted model, not a curated record. Gene Ontology annotation, cellular component: plasma membrane; synapse; dendrite. Gene Ontology annotation, biological process: G protein-coupled adenosine receptor signaling pathway.
AUGUCUGACAGUGAGGUGGUGAUCUAUACGGUCUCUGAGGUUUUUAUUGCUAUAUUAUGUUGUUUUGGAAAUCUGUUGGUGAUUUGGGCCGUCUGGUCGAGCCGGGUUCUUCGUAAGACCACGUUCUGCUUUGUUGUAUCACUGGCAGUGGCUGAUUUUCUGGUGGGCGCUGUGGUCGUUCCUCUGGCUGUGUUAAUUGAGCGAGGAGUACAGACGAGAUUUUACACUUGUCUGUUCAUCAGCUGCGUGGUCAUUGUGUUGACCCAAGCCUCCGUUCAUUCCCUGCUCGCUAUUGCUGUGGAUCGAUUUCUGCGUGUCUAUAAUCCUCUCAGGUACAGAGGAGCGAUCAAAAAACAUAACCUGUGGGCAGCGGUCACCGUCUGUUGGGUUUCUGCUUCUUUUCUGGGUUUCGUUCCCCUGCUUGGAUGGCACAACAAAGACCCCACAACAAAUGGCACCUCAACCCUCACAUGCCGAUUUCUUACAGUCAUUCCCAUGUCGUAUAUGGUCAACUUCGCUUUUUUUGUUUGCAUCCUCCCACCCACUGUGGUCAUGUUCGUCCUCUAUUUGUAUAUCUUCUGUACGAUAUCUAAACAACUGAGAAGAGGAAUUGGUCAAGCUGCGGAGUCCAGGUCCUUUUUGCAGAAAGAACGUGAAUUGGCCAGUUCACUGGCUUUGGUGUUGGCUCUGUUUGCUAUUUGCUGGUUCCCAAUUCACAUAAUGAACACAUUGAGUCACUUUUACCCGAGUCUAAAGGUGCCGCCUCUUGUCGUUCAAAUAGGUAUUCUACUUUCUCAUGGCAACUCUGCAGUUAACCCAAUAGUGUACGCUUUCAAGUUCCCAAAGAUUAAGACUGCAUAUAAAAACAUCUUAAUGAAGCUCAUAAGAAAAAAGCAAAACACUGAUCAAGGCAGCCAAAACUUGGAUAAAACCGCUACCAGCUCCAACACUAACAUCAGGUAUAAAGUAAAAAACACCCAAGAUGGUUUUGAUCAUUAGUUAAGAUCUUUAGCACAGGACAGUUAUGUAAUCUCUAAUAAUAUAAUGUACUGCUUUAUAUUACUGAUACUGAGAUAUUUUAAGCAAUACCGUAGUUUCCUGAGUAUGUCUGCAAAUAGAAGACUGAUAUCAGCUUUAUUGCAAAAACUUUCAAACAUAGCCUGCUAUUAUUUCUGUAUUGAAGAGACAACUUGAACUUUAUCAACAGCAUCAUCUUAAAAUUAUCACAGCAUCUCGCUGCACAUCCGUCAAAACACACAUGCUGAAGUUUUAAAAACAGCAUUCAAGAACUGUGCGAAUACCACACUGCUGAAAAAAAAAUGUUAUGUAGACAAUUUUACAUAAACUAGGUCAAUUUUGGUAUACUGUAAUAUACUAGCAGCCAGACUAAUGAUUAGCUAAUCUAGGGGCACUAGUUUCCUGGACAGGUUUUAGCUUAAUCCAGGACUAGGUCUUGGUUAUAUUAGGACAUUUAAGUGGGUUUUACAAACAAACUUUACAAAAAAAAUACUGGUAUGCAUCUUUAGACAAAACAAUGGUACUGAUAUUUGUUGUCUUACGUCAGUGCAAGAUGUUUUUAAAUUAAGCCAGCACUAACAUGCAUUUUAGUCUGAUACCAAGAUAUGACCGAAACAACCCCUAAAGUUUGGUAUUUUAAUUUGUAUGUAUUUAUAUUUUAGUUGAGAUUUAAUUGUUGUAAAGCACAAUCUGAAAUGUAUUAAGUACACUUUCAGAA